CCCCACCCACUGCUGUUAGCGAGCCACGCAUGCUAAGGAAGUAAACAAUGUUUACCGGAAGUAGACCAAACGAAAGAAAAACUACGUCUGCUACCUGCACAACUUUACCAGUUACGUUAACGUGAGAUAAUCUUUUCAAAUAGUUCUGUUUGCGUCUAGAGGUUAAAUAAAAAAAACGUGUACUGUAUUUUGAAUAAGCGUGCUUACUGACGUCAAACCUGUCCACCUUAGAAGUUUAGAAUGUAUUUUUGUUGUCAUUUAUGCUUUACUUGAGAACAAAACGACAGCAAAAUUUGACAGUGGCGAUAUUAUCGGCGUUGUGGUGAGGUUAUACGGCGAACACAUGUUGAGGUAGUCCCGUGAGACAUGGAUUUCCUCACUUUGUUUGCCAUCUACGUGACUGUGGUGCUCACUUCCAUCAUCUUAGUCUGCAAAUAUUCGGGCCAGCAACAAAGUCCAUUUUCUUACAUUUUCGACACCACAACAAAGUUAGUUGUACCACUUACUCCAAAAUGGCUCAAGCGGUGUUUACAGUGGACCACGCACAGGUUUUUUCACCAGAGGACCAAAAUGUUCAUCAUUCUGCACAUCCUGUUAGAAGGGGCGGUAUACGCCGAGUUCACCUAUGAGGUUUUUGGUUUCUGCGUCGAGAUGGGCAUCUCUUUGAUCAGCCUGUCCCUGCCUUACAUCCUCCUUGUCGUGAAGACUUUCUUCUUCUACCUUUGCAUCAACAAAGAACCAGGCACCGUGACCAAGAAGAAAAACUCCAGCCAGUUGAACGUGUAUCCAUACGACAAGAGGCUGUUUCACCCGGGCAUCUCUUGCCCAACAUGUCACCUUAUCAAACCUGCCCGCUCCAAGCACUGCAGAGUGUGCGACAGGUGCGUUCAGCGUUUCGACCACCACUGCAUCUGGGUGAACAACUGCAUCGGUGCCUACAACAUCCGUUACUUCCUGCUCUACUUGAUCAGCGUAUGCGCCAUGUCGGCUGACAUUGCCAUCCUGACGGCCGACGUGCUAAUUGAAGCCGUGCUGCAGUCGGGGCUGCUGUGGGCCAGCUAUAUUGAUGAGUACGGCCAGCAACAGCCAGCUGGGCCUCAAUUUGUCAUACAGCAUCUGUUCCUGACCUUCCCCCGAAUCGUCUUCAUGCUGGGCUUCGUCGUCUUUGUCUUCUUGCUGCUCGCUGGUUACACACUGUUCCAUUUGUUCUUGGCGCUCAUCAAUCAGACUUCCAAUGAGUGGUACAGAAAUCGCGGCUACGUAUGUCAGCACUGCCACCCGUCUCCCACGGGAGAUCGUUUUUGUGGCGUGGCGUUUCACAACUCGAAGAGAAACUACUACAGCCGUGGGAUACUACGGAACUUGGGAGAAGUCUUUUUUCCUCGACGACCUGGUGGGAAAAAAAACACUUAGAAGAUUGUCACUGCGCUUGGUGUCUGUUUACAUUCUACGAUCAACUACUAGUUCUGAAAAAAUAGACACGCACAUGUGUUAGGGGAUUUCUAUGUGAAACAUUUUUUUUUAAUAUAUUGCUUUAACUGGAUGAAUUAAAUUGUAUUUUUUUCACUAUUAAAAGGUUGGCAUUUGUAA
Hippocampus zosterae (dwarf seahorse) is the source of this 1590-nucleotide messenger RNA. RefSeq names its product zinc finger DHHC-type palmitoyltransferase 4 (gene zdhhc4). Gene Ontology annotation, molecular function: protein-cysteine S-palmitoyltransferase activity. The transcript has 6 exons. The coding region runs from base 367 to 1413 and encodes 348 amino acids. Lineage: Eukaryota; Metazoa; Chordata; Actinopteri; Syngnathiformes; Syngnathidae. Gene Ontology annotation, cellular component: endoplasmic reticulum; Golgi apparatus. Gene Ontology annotation, biological process: protein targeting to membrane; peptidyl-L-cysteine S-palmitoylation. The record is from RefSeq and is a predicted model, not a curated record.